Lucilia cuprina (Australian sheep blowfly) is the source of this 729-nucleotide messenger RNA. It is a transcript of the gene Atg10, whose product is annotated as ubiquitin-like-conjugating enzyme ATG10. Gene Ontology annotation, molecular function: Atg12 transferase activity. The transcript has 3 exons. NCBI's taxonomy places the organism in Eukaryota, Metazoa, Arthropoda, Insecta, Diptera, Calliphoridae. The record is from RefSeq and is a predicted model, not a curated record. Gene Ontology annotation, biological process: macroautophagy; protein modification by small protein conjugation; protein lipidation. The coding region runs from base 154 to 678 and encodes 174 amino acids. Gene Ontology annotation, cellular component: intracellular anatomical structure.
GCUCACAGUAUGAUCUGCUUGUCGUACAAGGCGACUAAAAGAUCUUUGGUAUAUAGAAAAAGAUCCAAAAUCAACUAUCAAAUAGUUUUUUUCUUUUUGUAGGAAAUUAUAAUAAAAGUUAAAAAAUAUUAAAUAAAUAAUACAAUAUAAACAAUGUCAUCUAUUGAUACUUUAACUUGGGAGGAUUUUUCAAAGGAAUCCUUAGAGUUUUUGGAGAUUUCAAAGCAAUUGGAUGAUACUUGGUGCUGGAAAGUUAAGAAUCCCGAAAUUGAAGGUCAAUCUUUUCUUAAAUAUAUUAAAAAACUGACACAUCCAGUAAGUCAGGAAUUAAUACAAAUUGAAUAUCAUAUUGUCUAUUCGAUAUCCUAUCAAGUGCCCAUAUUAUAUUUGCAAGCGUAUGCCAAUGAUGGUAAACCUUUGUCUUUGGAAAAUCUAUGGACUAUAUUUCAACAUAAUCAAGAGACUGAGUACUCUCGUCAAGAUAUGUUGUCAAUUUUAACACAAAUGGAUCAUCCUAUAUAUUUUCGACCAUUUAUAUGUUUACAUCCUUGUCGUACAGCAGAGAUUUUAUCAGCUACUCCCAAGAGUUCUAAUCGUGUUUUAACUUUUAUAAGUGUUAUGGGUCCUUAUUUGCAAUUAAAUUUGGAUAAUAGAUAUGGUUUACAUUAUAAAGAUUAAAUAGCUGUGGUAUUAAAUGUAAUGUUUCUAUAAAUAUGUAUAUUAAAGCAA